Molecule: messenger RNA, 1541 nt
Organism: Galeopterus variegatus (Sunda flying lemur)
Lineage: Eukaryota; Metazoa; Chordata; Mammalia; Dermoptera; Cynocephalidae
Gene: HAPLN1
Product: hyaluronan and proteoglycan link protein 1
Exons: 4
Coding region: 23-1087 (354 amino acids)
Biological process (GO): cell adhesion
Molecular function (GO): hyaluronic acid binding
Source: RefSeq, a predicted model, not a curated record
GAAGAUUCUUGGGGCUAUAAAGAUGAAGAGUCUACUUCUUCUGGUGCUGAUUUCAGUCUGCUGGGCUGAUCAUCAUUCAAACAACUAUACUCUGGACCAUGACAGAGUUAUUCACAUCCAAGCAGAAAACGGCCCUCGUCUACUUGUGGAAGCAGAACAAGCCAAGGUGUUCUCACACAGAGGUGGCAAUGUUACACUGCCAUGUAAAUUUUAUCGAGACCCUACAGCAUUUGGCUCAGGAAUCCACAAAAUCAGGAUUAAGUGGACCAAGCUAACUUCAGAUUACCUCAAGGAAGUGGAUGUUUUUGUUUCCAUGGGAUACCACAAGAAAACCUAUGGAGGUUACCAGGGCAGAGUGUUUCUCAAAGGAGGCAGUGACAAUGAUGCUUCCCUGGUGAUCACAGACCUCACCCUGGAUGACUACGGGAGAUACAAGUGCGAGGUGAUUGAGGGGUUAGAAGAUGAUACUGCUGUGGUAGUACUGGACUUACAAGGUGUGGUAUUUCCUUACUUUCCACGACUGGGGCGCUACAAUCUCAAUUUCCACGAGGCGCAGCAGGCCUGUCUGGAUCAGGACGCUGUGAUCGCCUCCUUUGACCAGCUGUAUGACGCCUGGCGGGGCGGGCUGGACUGGUGCAAUGCGGGCUGGCUCAGCGACGGGUCUGUGCAGUACCCCAUCACGAAGCCCAGAGAGCCCUGCGGGGGCCAGAACACGGUGCCUGGCGUCAGGAACUACGGCUUUUGGGAUAAAGAUAAAAGCAGAUAUGAUGUUUUCUGUUUUACAUCCAACUUCAAUGGCCGUUUUUAUUACCUGAUCCACCCCACCAAGCUGACCUAUGAUGAAGCGGUGCAAGCUUGUCUCAAUGAUGGUGCUCAGAUUGCGAAAGUGGGCCAGAUAUUUGCUGCCUGGAAACUUCUCGGAUAUGACCGCUGUGAUGCGGGCUGGUUGGCAGAUGGCAGUGUCCGUUACCCCAUCUCUAGGCCAAGAAGGCGCUGCAGUCCCACUGAGGCUGCAGUGCGCUUCGUGGGUUUCCCAGAUAAAAAGCAUAAGCUGUAUGGUGUCUACUGCUUCAGAGCAUACAACUGAGUGUGCCCCUACAGCACAUCAGUUUUAGUCAUUAAGAACAUGUGAAAGGUUUUUUUUCAAUAUGAACUCAUGCAAGUUACCAAAACUGUGAUAACCCUUUUUUACUUACUGUAAAGAGUCAUUUUCAUAAAGAUCAAUUCAUUAAUUUGUUUUUGUAAAGCUAUCAUUCAAUAUAUAUUAUAAAUUAAUAUAAUUUUAAGGGAAGCUCUACAUAAAGAGGCUUUAGAGCCAAACAGUCUAAGCUAUGUCAUCCCAACAAAGUAUUCCUUCAUGAACGGGGCAUGCAAUAGCUUGAGAAUUGCUAGGAUUAAGGUAAGAAUAGUAAGUAAAGCUACUCAGAGCAGCAGCUUCUACAAGCACAAAUUUUACACAUUUAUACAAUUUUGAAAUGCACUAUAAAAAAACAAGUUAGAGCAACAGAUUUGAAAUACAGUCUUCUUUACAUAAACAGAUU